Molecule: messenger RNA, 1630 nt
Organism: Scomber japonicus (chub mackerel)
Lineage: Eukaryota; Metazoa; Chordata; Actinopteri; Scombriformes; Scombridae
Gene: fetub
Product: fetuin B
Exons: 7
Coding region: 53-1591 (512 amino acids)
Biological process (GO): negative regulation of endopeptidase activity
Cellular component (GO): extracellular region
Molecular function (GO): cysteine-type endopeptidase inhibitor activity
Source: RefSeq, a predicted model, not a curated record
UUUCUGAUUUUGUGUGUUUGAGACAGACAUAGACUCAUCCAAAGCCUUUACCAUGAAGCACCUUGUUCUGUUGUCGAUGCUGUUGGCGCUGGGGUGUGUGCACAUCCACGGUGCACCGGUGGAGCAGGAUGGCAUGGAGCAGGGGUCGUGUACAGAUGCCGUAGCGUUGGGUGCAGCAGAGCAGGCUCUCUCCAAAAUCAACCGGGAGCGUCAGGAGGGCUACAUCUUCAGCCUGCGCCGCCUGGCCAACGUCCACAUGACAAAACAUGAAGAGACCGGCUUCGUUUUCUACCUAACCAUGGAUGUUGUGGAGACAAACUGCAGUGUUCUCAGCAGGAAGAGCUGGAAGGAGUGUGAGACUCGUGGCGAACAUGAACAGCCAACAUAUGGACAGUGCAAAGCUGCUAUCUACAUGAACAGAGUGCACAGAGUGGUUCGCCUCUACAAGUACGACUGUGUUGUCAGACCAGUUCCUGCAGAAAGACUGACACGUGACUGUCCUGACUGUCCGACUCAUACAAGCUUCGACACCGAGGAUGUUCAGAAGACUGUGGCUAGCACUCUGGAGAAGUUCAACAAGGAAGGCGGGCUGAGCAAUUACUUUUCUGUGCUGAAAGUUACCCGUGCUACCUCAGGGUACGCUGUCGGUAUGUAUUACCAUGUAGAGUACACCAUCCAGGAGACAACCUGCACCAAGAGCGCAGAUGCUGCAAAGCCUGAUAACUGCCCCCCCAUGGCCUGCGAGUUUGCUCACAGAGGCUUCUGUAAGGGCUCCAAAUAUGGAACUCCAACGGGUGAAGACGUGAUCUCUGUCGACUGUGAGAUCUAUGAGCCUGAGGCUGCUGAGAGAGAGAAGAAACAUCACCUUCUGGGUGGUGAGACUGACCACAGCCACACCGCCUCAACAGCACAUGGAGCUGAACACGACCAAGCACACGCUGUCGACGCCACACACACACACGACCAUGUCCACGACCACACCAAGAGCCACGCUCAGCAUGAUCAAACCCACACACACGCUGACGGCAGCGACCACCACCACUCACACGACCAUGGAGUGGGCAGCUCCCACAAGCACGCUCACGACCACUCCCACGAUCACGGCCACGGCCAUGACCACGUGCACGCUCACCAUGCCAAGGCACACGACCACAGCGCUGACACACCCAACCAUCACCAUGACUACAAGCACGCAGAUGGCACACACACCCACGAUCACGACCACGAGCUUGCUCUGGACCACGACCACAAGCAUGCUCACUUGCACGAGCAUGAGCACCACCACCAUCACCAUGAUCACGAGCAUGAAACCACAGCCCACGACCACCCAGAGGGUACAGUGAGGGUGCUGCCCGCCCUCGGCCAGCCUGUGACCAUGCCUUCCUUCCCUGACGUGCCUGCAGCUGGCCCUGAGGUUGGAGUCACCCUGCCCCUCAAACCCGACCCCCAAAUCCCUGGAAUGACAGAACCCACCAUUCUGCCCUACCCCACCACACUCUCAGCCGACUGCGCCGCCCCGACCGCGGGAGAGGAAAGCCGCCUGCUGGAGAAACUCUUCGCUGAGGACCCCGAGUUCAAAAUAGCUGCGUAAAAUGGCUCAUAGAACAUGGAACUAAACUGAUCUGAACUG